This is a messenger RNA of Oppia nitens, 600 nucleotides long. Its product is annotated as lysozyme RrrD-like. The transcript has 3 exons. The record is from RefSeq and is a predicted model, not a curated record. Bases 26 to 514 code for a protein of 162 amino acids. Gene Ontology annotation, biological process: cell wall macromolecule catabolic process; peptidoglycan catabolic process. NCBI's taxonomy places the organism in Eukaryota, Metazoa, Arthropoda, Arachnida, Sarcoptiformes, Oppiidae. Gene Ontology annotation, molecular function: lysozyme activity.
AUAAUAAUAGUAAUAAUUAUUAAUAAUGUGGAAACAAAUACUAACUGUUUUAUUGUUAGCAUCGGGUCUGGUAUCGGGACGUUUGAUUAACACGACUGGCCGUAAUCUAAUCAAACAAUAUGAAGGUUUUCGGGCAAACUUUUAUGGCGAUCCAGUGGGUAUACGCACAAUUGGCUACGGUCAUAAUUGCGAUGCACUGGGAUGCAAAAAUAUACAUGCACCCAUUAGCGAGGCUCARGGUAAUACCUUAUUGACUAGUGAUCUGGUUCAAUUUGAAAAUUGUGUUGAACGAUUGGCACCAAAAUUAAGUGAUAAUAAAUUUGCCGCGUUGGUAUCGUUUAGUUUUAAUCUGGGAUGCGGUGCCCUGCAAACAUCUACCCUGCUCAAGUAUGUCAAAGCUAAAAACUACUCGGCCGCGGCCWACGAGUUCGGCAAAUGGGUUCACGCGGGCGGUAAAGUAUUGCCCGGUCUGGUCAAGCGUCGGGCCGCCGAAAAGGCCCUGUUUCUCAAGUAGACUACACCCACUCACCCCCCCCUAUCUAUAGUCUACAUGAGCUACCCGAGUAUAUAUAUAUAUCUAUAUAACAAAAACAAAAAUUA